AAGAGCAGACAGUUCAUGAAGGAUUGUGAUGCAGCUCAGUGUUCAUGCACCAUUUACCCAACGAAUUCCUGCAGGGUUUUAACGCAGAGUUUCCAAACCCAGAGGCGCAACACCGUGAGACUUCGGGAAUGCUUGCAUAACGGAACAAACAGACCAGGCCGUGGUUUGAGAAUUCAAUGAGGGAAGUGAAAUUGUUCCUUGGUUGUUAAUUUUCUUGAAGUCGAAAGGCAUCCUAGAUUAUAGAAAAUGUCCUAAUUAGUUGAACAUGUUAUUACUUCAACUUCGUGAAAGUGACAAACUGACACAUUUUCUUCAAAAACUACUUUAUAUCGAAGGGGUGCCUUCGAUUUGAUGGCCUGCACAUGUGCAAUUCGGUGCGAGAUGACCGUUAAGACCCAAUGACGUGUUUCUGCACAUGAGUUUAGCUAGCCAAAUUUUCCAUGACAUCGCCUACAAGUGUGAUCGAGGAGAAGCAGUUUUAACCUGUCUUCAUACUGUACUCUUGACUUAGUCAAGGUCUCAUUUACUUGUUUGUAUAUUUGAUCCUCUGAAAUGGGCAUGAGACCGAAAUAUUAUUAUUAUUAUUUUUUUAUUAUUUUAUUUUUUUUGUCAGCUAGUGUAUAGCUCCAACAUGCAGGCUUCCUCUUCUUGACCAGAGGCCACUGGAUUGUGGUAGUUGUGUGCACAUAUAGACUAGGUGGUCAACCUGCUGUACCUUGCUGGCCUCUGAGACCACAGGCUGUGGUGAAUGUUAUACCACACAGGAAGUCUACUUAUCAAAUAGGAAGUAGUACAGUGUAUUUGUCAUUAUCAUCUUGCUGCCUACCUAUAAAAACAAAUCAAAUCCCUCUAUCUCUGAGUCAGACACAUCAUUAAUGGGGUGAGAGAUUAUAUGCUUGUCUAAUCAUUUAAUUCUGAAUGCAUCCUCUCAUGGAGCAGCGUUCUUGUUAGAAUGGGAGUACAUUAGUAACAUCGUAGAGGCACGGUACUGUGAGUUCUCUUGUGUUUGCUAGGUCUGUACCUGGCUGAUGUUUUAGAACUGGGGCAUUGUGCUCCUGUUAUUAUUCCUCUGUGUGGCUGCAUGGUAAUACUGGAGAAUGUAAUCUCGCCUCCAAGCAUGUGCCCCUUCAAUAUUUAAUCACCCUCCACUGGUUUGAAACCUUAGUGCUCUCUUCACAAGCUUCUGAGCAAGGCAUUCUCCAUUUACUUGUCACAUUUGAGGCUGUACUCACAGAACAAUGCUAAUUUGCUAUUCAAAUAUUUUUCAUCACAUGGGCUACCAAAAAAUACCAUUACAGGAGUAUGCAUUUAUCUUAUAGAAUGAAUGAGUACCCUUGGCUUCCUAAUGAUAACCAUAAUGAGCUCGACAGAAGUUGGUGGUCAGAGGAUGCCAGCGCCGAUCAGACUGCGGGAGCUGAUCCGGACCAUCCGGACGGCUCGGACCCAGGCAGAGGAGCGUGAGAUGAUCCAGAAAGAGUGUGCUGCUAUACGCUCGUCCUUCAGAGAGGAAGACAACACUUACCGCUGUAGAAAUGUGGCUAAGCUACUCUACAUGCACAUGCUGGGCUACCCAGCGCACUUUGGGCAGCUGGAGUGCCUGAAGUUGAUUGCGUCCCAGAAGUUCACUGACAAACGGAUAGGGUACUUGGGAGCCAUGCUACUGUUGGACGAGAGGCAGGACGUCCAUCUACUAAUGACAAACUGCAUCAAGAAUGAUCUGAAUCACAGCACACAGUAUGUCCAGGGCCUGGCCUUGUGCACCCUGGGCUGCAUGGGCUCCUCGGAGAUGUGUCGAGACCUGGCUGGAGAGGUGGAGAAGCUGCUCAAAACCUCCAACUCCUACCUGAGGAAAAAGGCGGCGUUGUGUGCAGUCCACGUCAUCAGGAAAGUCCCAGAGUUGAUGGAGAUGUUCCUCCCAGCCACAAAAAACCUGCUGAGCGAGAAGAACCACGGUGUUCUCCACACUUCUGUUGUCCUCCUCACUGAAAUGUGUGAAAGAAGUCCUGACAUGCUCUUACACUUCAGAAAGUUGGUUCCACAGCUGGUGAGAAUCCUGAAGAACCUGAUCAUGUCUGGUUACUCUCCUGAGCAUGACGUGUCUGGCAUCAGUGACCCCUUCCUGCAGGUGCGGAUAUUGAGACUAUUGCGAAUUCUGGGCAGGAGUGAUGAUGACUCAAGUGAAGCAAUGAAUGACAUUCUUGCACAGGUGGCAACCAACACCGAGACAAGUAAAAAUGUAGGGAAUGCAAUCCUCUAUGAGACAGUACUGACCAUAAUGGACAUCAAGUCAGAAAGUGGAUUGAGGGUGUUGGCUAUCAACAUACUGGGGCGCUUCCUUCUCAACAAUGACAAAAAUAUUAGAUAUGUGGCACUGACGUCCCUACUGAAGACUGUACAGACGGACCACAAUGCAGUGCAGAGGCAUCGGAGCACCAUUGUGGACUGUCUAAAAGACCUGGAUGUGUCCAUCAAGAGACGUGCGAUGGAGCUGAGCUUCGCCCUGGUGAAUGGGAACAACAUCCGAGGCAUGAUGAAGGAGCUGCUCUACUUCCUGGACUCCUGUGACCCAGAAUUCAAAGCGGACUGUGCGUCCGGAGUCUUCCUGGCUGCAGAGAAGUAUGCGCCUUCAAAAAGAUGGCACAUUGACACCAUCAUGAGAGUCCUGACAACGGCGGGGAGCUAUGUCCGAGACGACUCUGUCCCCAACCUCAUCCAGCUCAUCACCAACAGUGUGGAGAUGCAUGCCUACACGGUGCAGAGACUCUACAAAGCCCUGCUGGAUGACAUCUCACAGCAACCGCUGGUCCAGGUGUCAUCCUGGUGUAUAGGGGAGUAUGGAGACCUGCUGGUAUCUGGACAGUGUGAGGAGGAGGAGCCUAUCCAGGUGACAGAGGAUGAAGUCCUGGAUGUUUUGGAAGGUCUUCUUGUGUCCAACUUGUCCACCCCUGUAACCCGUGGUUACUCCCUCACUGCCAUCAUGAAGCUGUCUACUCGCUUCAGCAGUGUCAACCGAAUCAAGAAGGUGGUGUCAAUAUACGGCAGCAGCAUCGACGUGGAACUGCAACAGAGAGCUGUGGAGUACAAUGCACUUUUCAAGAAAUAUGAUCACAUGAGGCCUGCCUUACUGGAGCGAAUGCCCAUCAUGGAGAAAACGGCCUCCAAUGGCCCUACAGAGAUCAUGCAGACCAAUGGGGAGACUGAGCCCUCGGUGCCUGACACAAAACACCUGCCCCUAGUCACCCAGCCAACCAACCAGGCUAAUGACUUGUUAGACCUGCUGGGAGGUAAUGAUGUGGUGCCUGUGAUCCAAACCACCCUGCCCACCAAGCCUGCCUCGGCUGGCGGAGAGCUGCUCGACCUACUGGGGGACCUCUCACUGUCUGGUGGUCUCGCUCCUGCUCCCUCUGUGCCUGUCUCCCAGCCCCCCUUCCUCCUGGAUGGCCUCUCCUCACAGCCCCUGUUUAAUGAUACUUCAGCAGCUAUUCCCCCCAUGACAGCGUAUAGCAAGAAUGGCCUGAAAAUAGAGUUCACCUUUGAGAGGGCCAACCCGAAUCCGAACAUAGCAGUCAUCACUAUCCACGCCACCAACGCCACCGAGGUUGACAUGACAGAGUUUGUUUUCCAGGCUGCAGUACCAAAGACAUUCCAGCUGCAGCUCUUGUCCCCUAGCAGUAAUAUUGUCCCAGCACUCAACCAGGGAAGUGUCACACAGGUCAUCAGAGUUCUCAACCCACAGAAGCAACAACUCCGCAUGAGGGUCAAGCUGACGUACACCCACAAAGGCUCACCUGUCCAAGACCUGGCCGAGGUCAACAACUUUCCUCCUCAGUCCUGGCAAUGAUGACCGUGCCCUCUCGCUCUUAAAGACCUCGCCAAGGGAACUAUGGGAAAGAUUCUCCCCUCCCCCUUUACCCCGACGGAUCCCCCUGUGACAUCACUGCAGACUGCUGCCCUGGGGUUGCAUGGGAAGCAGCGAAGUGGCAAACACAAAAAAAGAUGGUAUGAAGACCAUGAUGACGAAAACCGCAACAAUGACGACAACGACGAUAGACAUCACCAGAAAUAUGUGUAAACAUAUGAAUUUACUAACCCUUCUUUUCCUUGAUUGGUUUCACCACAAUCUGUCUGCUUUGCAGUUGCCAUUCUUUCCAUCUCCUUGCCCUCUCAAUGCACGUAUGCCCACAUUGCACUCACUGUGGUACGCCCACCCAUCUAAGCCGCCAUAGAAAAUAGCUGUUGGCUAUGCACUUGUUUAAUAAGCAGUCUGUUUGUGUUCUUUUUCAUGUUUUUAAUCUUACAGGAAUUUAACAUGGGUAUUAUUUUUUUCCUAUUUUCAAGCCUGAAUGAGAUGCAAUUUAAUUAACUCUAUGAAAUUUGCACACUGUCCAUUCACCGCUUUCCCAAUUGGGUUUGAAAACUUGGAGUACUUCGGCUCUCAGUAUUUAAUCUAGUUUGGUCUCCAAAGUGACUAUAACACAUUCUGUUCUAAAGAUCUCCAGCUCUAUACUUCAAAUGCAAGGUCUUCAGUUGCAAUAUAAAGGUUAAUCUCUCGUGGACAGAUUCUGGGUGUAAACCGAAGAAUCUGUUGGGAUGGAAUGUGUAGGAUCAGUUUUCGUCACUGAUUAUCUGGAUGUUUCAGGAUUGGCCGAAGGCGGUGCUUAAACUUCGACUGCUUCACUUGUGUGGGGAAAUUGGUGGAAGUGGGGGG
Messenger RNA from Oncorhynchus masou masou (cherry salmon), 4708 nucleotides. Its product is annotated as AP-1 complex subunit gamma-1-like. The coding region runs from base 1325 to 3841 and encodes 838 amino acids. Lineage: Eukaryota; Metazoa; Chordata; Actinopteri; Salmoniformes; Salmonidae. The record is from RefSeq and is a predicted model, not a curated record. Gene Ontology annotation, biological process: intracellular protein transport; Golgi to vacuole transport. Gene Ontology annotation, molecular function: clathrin-cargo adaptor activity. The transcript has 22 exons. Gene Ontology annotation, cellular component: membrane coat; Golgi apparatus; AP-1 adaptor complex.